Molecule: messenger RNA, 1244 nt
Organism: Molossus molossus (Pallas's mastiff bat)
Lineage: Eukaryota; Metazoa; Chordata; Mammalia; Chiroptera; Molossidae
Gene: ORMDL3
Product: ORMDL sphingolipid biosynthesis regulator 3
Exons: 4
Coding region: 142-603 (153 amino acids)
Biological process (GO): intracellular sphingolipid homeostasis; negative regulation of ceramide biosynthetic process; ceramide metabolic process
Cellular component (GO): endoplasmic reticulum membrane
Source: RefSeq, a predicted model, not a curated record
AGCUGCCAGCGGGGUGGCUACCGCCGCGGGUGUUACAGCUGCUUUAGCAGCAGCGGCCCCCGCCCCCGGGCACCUCUCGCGGGCCCUCGAGGGCCCUAGACCUCCGGCCCCGCGCAAACAGCGGCAGGAGGGGGCAGCAGGAUGAAUGUGGGCACGGCACACAGCGAGGUGAACCCUAACACACGGGUGAUGAACAGCCGUGGCAUCUGGCUCUCCUAUGUGCUGGCCAUCGGGCUUCUCCACGUCGUGCUGCUCAGCAUCCCCUUCGUGAGCGUCCCUGUCGUCUGGACCCUCACCAAUCUCAUCCACAACAUGGGCAUGUACAUCUUCCUACAUACGGUGAAGGGGACACCCUUCGAGACCCCGGACCAGGGCAAGGCAAGGUUGCUAACCCACUGGGAACAGAUGGACUACGGGGUCCAAUUCACAGCGUCUCGGAAGUUCCUGACCAUCACACCCAUUGUGCUGUACUUUCUCACCAGCUUCUAUACCAAGUAUGACCAGAUCCAUUUCAUCCUCAACACUGUGUCUUUGAUGAGUGUGCUCAUCCCCAAGCUGCCCCAGCUCCACGGAGUCCGGAUUUUUGGAAUCAAUAAGUACUGAGGGUGCAGCCCCUUUCCCUGCCCAGGUGGCAGGAGGGGUAGAAGCCUGGCUGUUGCUGAAGACAGAAGAAGCCUCUGGGUACUGCCAGAGAUGGGGGUUGAGCCUCUGGGCCCUAUUUCCCUCCUCACUUCCCCCAGUAGCCGACUUGAAGUAGCUUGUAGUGGGGUUGGGGUAGGACCUCCCCCACUCCCCGACCCCCGGGCUCUGACCUUUCUGAUUUUUUGGAUCUUUUUCUUUUUCCUUUUGGACAGAGACUCCACAGGGGUGGUCAUGGAAUGGGCUGGGCUCCCAGGCUGAACACAGACCUGUGAGGUUGGGACAAGAGGCCAGGGACAACCCUGCUCACUUGCUCGUUCUCAGACCGCUAAAGCACUUUACCCCCUGUGAGGGGACGGUACAGCUUCUAGAUUGUUUCACUGUAGUUCUGAAGUUUUUAGGAUGACCCUCAGUGUGUGCUUGUAUGUAUGAAAGCCAAUGCAUGGUGGUGUCUCAUCCCUCCGGGCGGAGAACCUCUAAUCAAAGUCUCAUGCUUUCGGCAGCUCCCCUACAACCCACCCACCCUAGUAGUAGGUGGGGGUGGGGAGGGUAAGGAGAGAGAUGGUGGGGUGGAUGGCCUGGUCCCAGGGGUGAUGGGGUCAGGG